AAGUUCUCCAUCCUCAAACACUUCUACUUUUUAACUCUAAAGCAAAGAAACCAAUUGCCAGCUUAAAAUGGCUUCAAAACGAUCAGCUUCCAUGACCCUCCUUUUGGCACUUAUCAUUCUCUUCUUUUCCCUAGUCAGUGCUACUUUUCCAUCCUCCUCUUCCUCCGGCUCUAACCUCGCCCCCUCUCCAUCUGCACAAGGCAGUUGCCCUAUUGAUAUCCUCAAAUUAGAUGUAUGUGCUAAUCUGCUUGGCGUAGUCAAUGUCACCAUUGGCUUACCCCAAGCGACACCAUGUUGUUCCCUUCUCGGUGGCCUUAUCGAAAUCAAAGCUGCUACAUGCCUUUGCUCUGCUAUUAGAGCUAACGUCUUAGGCAUCAACAUUAAUGUCCCACUUUCCUUUAAUUUGGUUCUCAAUCGUUGCUCAAUCAGCGUUCCUUCUGGCUUCCAAUGCGCUAAUUAAGUCAUCAUUAAUGUUCUCUACCCUCUUUCUCAUCUUUCUUAUGGUGUUUGUGUUUGAUUUUAAUAAGAUGAAAAAGAUAAUAAAUCAAUAAAAGAAAGUGGGUAGAAAAACUAAUUAGAAAGUUAUAAUUUCUCAUAUUUGCAAUAAAUCAGUGUUUUCAUCUGUAGCUUUGUUGUUUUAAUUUCCUUGGGGAGAUUGAUACAAAAUAAUAAAUCUAAUACUUUUCUAUCAA
Messenger RNA from Gossypium raimondii (Peruvian cotton), 692 nucleotides. Its product is annotated as lipid transfer protein EARLI 1-like. The record is from RefSeq and is a predicted model, not a curated record. The transcript has a single exon. Lineage: Eukaryota; Viridiplantae; Streptophyta; Magnoliopsida; Malvales; Malvaceae. Bases 68 to 460 code for a protein of 130 amino acids.